Molecule: messenger RNA, 1020 nt
Organism: Pestalotiopsis fici W106-1
Lineage: Eukaryota; Fungi; Ascomycota; Sordariomycetes; Amphisphaeriales; Sporocadaceae
Exons: 2
Coding region: 1-1020 (339 amino acids)
Biological process (GO): carbohydrate metabolic process; fungal-type cell wall organization
Cellular component (GO): fungal-type cell wall
Molecular function (GO): hydrolase activity, hydrolyzing O-glycosyl compounds; glycosyltransferase activity
Source: RefSeq, a predicted model, not a curated record
AUGCAGUACGUACGUUUGGCAGGUUUCCUCCUGCCCGCUGUGGCCCUUGCCCAGACUUACACGGACUGUAACCCAACUGAAAACUCCACCUGCCCCUCGGAUGUUGGUUUGAACCAAUCGACCUACUCGGUCAACUUCACCUCCGGUGAGAGCUCUGACUGGGUCAUGACCUAUGGCGAUGCCAGCUACGACGACAAUGGUCUUUCUUUCACCAUUACCGAGUCUGGUGACGCCCCUACGAUGCAGUCCGAGUUCUACGUCUUCUUCGGCACCAUCUCCGCCGUUGUCAAGGCCUCCCCCGGAACUGGUAUUGUCAGCUGUGUGAUCCUGGAGUCGGAUGACCUCGACGAGAUUGACUGGGAGUGGCUCGGCGGCGACAUUGACGAGGUCCAGACCAACUACUUUGGCAAGGGCAACACCACCUCGUACGACCGCGGCACCUACGAGACCGUCGGCGACUCUCAGGACAACUGGCACAACUACACCAUCGAGUGGACCUCGGCCUACACCACCUGGUGGAUCGACGGCGAGGCCGUCCGCACCCUAGAGUACGCCGAUGCCGUCGACGGCAAGAACUACCCCCAGACUCCCAUGCGCAUCAAGCUCGGCUCCUGGUCCGCCAGCGACAGCGGCAGCGAGGGCACCAUUGAGUGGGCCGGCGGCGAGACCGACUACGACGACGGCCCCUUCACCAUGUACGUCCAGUCCAUUGACAUUGUCAACUACAACCCGGCCUCGACCUACACCUACGGCGACUUGACCGGCGACUGGACCAGCAUCGUCCUCGACUCGCCCGACGCCGUCAUUGUCAACGAGACCGAGAGCAGCAGCAUCAGCAGCACCUCCAGCACCGGCUCCUCCACCUCGUCCAACUCUUCCAGCUCUGGCUCCUCCAGCUCUGGCACUUCUUCGUCCUCGAGCUCCUCUGCUUCCGGCACCACUGCCACCUCUGCCGGCGUUGCCCAGUCUGCCCCCGUUGCUGGCCUUCUCCUGGCCGCCAUCUCCGCCUUCUUCCUGUAA